AAUCAUCUCCUUCAGCAGUUUUUGCAAUAUUAUAAGUAUCAAUAGACAGACAAGCAGAUGCGUCCCACUACACUGUGGCCUCUCAGGAUAGCCUUCCAAAAAGCCUUUCAACUGACUCCUCGUCCAGCGAAACCUUCCCUGAGAUUCCCUGGCAGCGUAAGGCCAGCAAGUGCCAUCGGUGACGACAUGAAGCUAGAUACGCCAGAGUUCCGUGCCGUCUUCACGCCCGAGUUGAGACAACUGGCCGAGAUCUUCAGGCUAAACAACCACGAGUUGAGGAUUGCUGGCGGUGCAGUUAGGGAUCUACUCACGAGGAAGCAACCUGAGGAUAUCGACUUUGCCACCACGGCCACGCCCUGCGAGAUGAAGGAGAUGUUUGAGCGGGAAGGCAUCCGGAUGCUGAACACCAAGGGAGAGAAACAUGGGACCAUCACGGCCAGACUCAACGACCGAGAGAACUUUGAAGUGACCACGCUCAGAGUGGACAGGGUGACAGACGGACGGCACGCUGAGGUGGAAUUCACCAAGGACUGGAGGACAGAUGCUGAACGGCGAGAUCUAACCAUCAACUCUAUGUUCCUGGGUCUGGAUGGUACAUUGGUUGAUUUCUUCAAUGGCAAGGCGGAUCUGGAGCAGCACAGAGUGGCAUUUGUGGGAGAUCCAACGGCAAGGAUCAGAGAAGAUUAUCUUCGCAUCCUGAGAUACUUCAGAUUUUACGGCCGCAUAGCAGAUGAGCCUAACCUGCACUGCGCUGAGACCUUGCAGGCCAUUCGGGAGAACGGCGACGGCCUGGCGGGCAUCUCUGGGGAGAGAAUCUGGUCUGAAGUGAAGAAGAUCCUGACGGGAAACCACGCAGCGAGUCUGAUAGAAUGCAUGCAUGAUCUGCAACUCACCCAAUACAUGGGCCUGACAGGAAUAACCAACAUCACCAAUUUCCGUCGGGUCUGGGAGCGGUCUCGAUCACUAGACCCCAAGCCAAUGACUCUCCUGUCGGCACUGCUGAGGUCCCAGAUGGAGGUCUUGGAACUCGAAGCUCGUCUCAAGAUAUCGGCCGAUGAGAGGAAAACGGCACUUUUCAUUGUCGCUGAGAGGGACGACAAGUACCAUCCAAGCAACCCACUGAAGCCGUAUCAAGACAUUGUAGUCUCGCUCCAAGGCAAAGAGAAGAACGUUCUCGCUUACACCCUGGAAGUCUUGAAGUACAGAGGAGAGAAAGACCUCUUGGACAGACUCGGCCAUUGGGAGAUACCAAAGUUCCCCGUCUCUGGGAAGGACCUCAUUGAGGCGGGGGUGCCGAAGGGGAAGGAAUUUGGGAAAUGCUUGGAGCGACUUAAAGAAAAAUGGAUGGAGAGUGACUUCUUAAUGAGCAGAGAGGACUUGCUGAAGACGCUUGCCCAUACACCGAAGAGCGAUAGGUGAUGCGGGAAGAAGUUGUAAUUGAAAGGACUUGCUACAGACAUGGCAAAGAUCUAUAAUCUGAACUGUUCAAAUUUGGUGCAGAUAUUCAUUUGUGAGGACAGAGUUUGGAGAACUAAUUUAACCCUCCUAUGCAAACAUACAUUCUGUGUCAAGUUGUCAUUUCAGUCAAAAUGAAACAAGUGACAGUUUUCAACAGUUAAGAAUUCACAGCCUACAUAAAGCAGGAUUGACUGGCUGGGACUGUUUAAGUAACUUGAUACAGCUAUGCUUUGACUCCGGGUGAGUGAUAAAACAGCUGUGACCACAACUUGCCUGCUUUGACCCAGUUUGACUAGUCACAGUGCUUGCUUGACAUAUGAUCUGACUGCUGGUGACUAGCCUUUGUUAAAAAGUAUAGACGCGGAAGUGAAUUUUGACUGUCUAUGACUGUUUAAAUAUCAGAAGUGUUAAAUAACAGAAUGUACAUGUAUCUGUACUCGGCACCAUGGGCUCCGCAAAUGUUUGUGUCAUAAAGCAAUUUUUUGCCUCCGACACCAAGAUUUCAAGAUGUAAAUUAAAAAACCAACAACUAAAUUAACAUCUCCCAGUGCAAAAAAAUAUCCAUUCUUCAAAAGUGAACUACUAGAAAGUGCAGUCUCUUUUGGCAAAUGUUUCAACAUUAAUUUAUAGAUGAAAAGUGUACUCUUUUUAUUUCAGUCAAAAAUUGUUUAACAAUUGACUUACAAUUAUUUUAAAUAUUCCAACAAUUUCACAAUCAAAACUGAAAUACUGGUAUUUGCAGAUGAGGAUUUUUGAAGGAGCGGACAGCCUUUAAUUGAAAACCAAAUGAAGGAGAAACUUUUGUCCCCACAAUGUUUCAGUUUGAUAUUGCAAACAGUAAUAUUGGUCAAGUUUUCCCGGCACCUUUUGUGAACGGGAGUGAUUUACAACACAGUUUCAAUCAAGUCUUUGCCUCAGAGAGGCUACUUUCUGACAACCUGUGAAUAUUGUUCUGCAGUUAAUCAUCUGUGCUGUAUUGUUUACGUAAGGUAAUGUGUAUAUUAUACAAAUACAAUAUGCAUUCUGCGGCCUUAGAAAAGCACAAAGCAUCACUGAUCACUUAAAUCUUGUUUAUAAAAAAAAUUAACAAAAAAGUAAUAAAUAAAUGCAUCAAACCCACAAAAACAAAUGGAAUGUUGGCUUUUUACCUAUGAUGCACAAUGCAUAUGCAGAUUUGUACAACUACAUGUAACCACAUAUAUUUUGUUAUUCCCUGGUAUUAUAACAUACAUCAUAGUCAUUUCUGUUCUCUGAUACAUUCGUAAUCACUUAAAGAGAAAUCCUGAGUUUAUUUUUCAAUUUUUUGAAGUCGUGAACGCCCUUGUCUGGAAUAAUUUAAGGCACUAGGUAUUUAAAGAACUGCACAAAAACUUAACUUCAUUUAAAUUUAAAAAAACCGAUAUUGUACAAUAACAAUCAAAUAUGUACACUUUUACAAACUGUCUAAUUAUAGAUCUUAAAGACACAAAUAGUUUCAUAUGCUUGGCAUGAGACUGACAAUGACGACAACACCCAUGAACAGUGUGAACAGCAUAAGUGGAGUCAGGAAACCAUACACUGGCCAUAUAGCAAUGUUGAGACUGCAAAAGUAAAGAAAGAAAAGAGUGUAACUUGCAUUUACAAUGAAAACCUCUGUCAAGUUGUGUGGCAUAUUUAUUUGUUUAGGCAAAUUAUCUUGGUUUUAGCUUGUUGUCAGUAAAUUGAAAGUGUAAAUUCCAGUUGUUUUUUACAACUCAGACAAACCCACUUUCCAAUUGUAUUAAUUCCAAGCACAGUGCUACAAUUGUGUGGUUAUUUGGAAAAUAAAGGGUUGCUAUUAAGUGACCAAUAUAGUUGAUAGCCAU
Molecule: messenger RNA, 3302 nt
Organism: Patiria miniata (bat star)
Lineage: Eukaryota; Metazoa; Echinodermata; Asteroidea; Valvatida; Asterinidae
Gene: trnt1
Product: CCA tRNA nucleotidyltransferase 1, mitochondrial-like
Exons: 6
Coding region: 58-1419 (453 amino acids)
Biological process (GO): RNA processing
Molecular function (GO): nucleotidyltransferase activity; RNA binding
Source: RefSeq, a predicted model, not a curated record